Molecule: messenger RNA, 3597 nt
Organism: Phytomonas sp. EM1
Lineage: Eukaryota; Euglenozoa; Kinetoplastea; Trypanosomatida; Trypanosomatidae
Source: the annotation of a GenBank genome assembly
AUGUCUCACUUUUUUCCUGGGUUAAAUUCAGAGCCUUGCGUGCAGUCGGGAGCGAACCUCAUGGGCUCUCUGAGGUGUCUGUUUGAUCGUCAUAGCCGCACCCGAUUGUCUGGUUAUAAAAAAAGGUUUUGGGUUGUCAAUACUGCGUAUAAUCGACUUGAGGUGUACAAAAAUGAUCAGGCGCACACAUGGCAACAUGUGGUGUGGGCUCGAGACAUUCGAAAUGUUGUAUAUGCUCGUGAUAAGCAAAAUCGUUUUUACAUGAUGAUUUUACAAACCCGCAACAAUCAUAACAUUCGGUUUCGUAUGGACUCCUCUGAGGAGCGUGAGGAGUGGUACAAUGCGAUUACAAAGUUGAUGGAUGCGUACUCGACCACAAAUAGACUUGUGAAUAUCCUUCAUAUGGCCGACCGACAGUGCCGUCUGAUGAGUUAUAAGUUGAAGGUUCGGAUUAACGUCGAGGCCACAUUGCUUAUCUCAAAGAUGCUACAAAACGUUUUUCAGUACGUUCUUGAAGCCGUGGAUGCGGCGAUCGCGAACAUAGCCGUUGUGGUGCGGACUUAUGGGGCAGAUAUGGAGGCCCCUCUCAGCUACACCCUUUUCGUUGACGUCUGCACAUCGGAUAGAGACCGAGUUUCCAAGGGCCCUUGCUACGACCCCAUCAAGCGCCGCAUGGUGAUGAACGUCGCGCUUUAUCAUCACGCUCCUGGGAGCGUGAACUUCAGCGUAACCAGCGCCGAGGAGGUGCUGCAGCUUUUACAAUCCGACGUCUUUCGCAACCCGUUGGUGGAGGGAUGGAUUACGAACCUGCCUGGGUGCGCUGCUAUCUGCCAGUCCAUCCGGGAUACUCUGAAGACGAAGAGCUUGGGCUUUACCUUGAAUUGGGGCUUGAAUUUUAAGAAUAAUGCGAAUACUGAGGCGUAUUUGCAGAGUUUUGUAAACUUAGACUUUUUCAAGGCUAUUUAUUAUGAUGUUAAGGAGGCCCUCAAUGAUGUUAUGCAGUUGCUUAUGGAGGAUGGGUUCUCGGCUGAAUCAGCGGGGAUGUUUUCCGAUUUGCUCAACCCGGUCCACUCAUCCUUCAUGAUAAAGCAGAGACAACGCAACAUGGAAAGCAAGCUCCACUCAGAUGGAAAAUCUACGAGUAACUCUAAGCAAAUUGCCAGUCCUAUUCUGAACUCAGGACUUACUGGUGGUCCCCUAGUCUGUGAUGAUGAAUUGUUCAAGUUAGCUAUCUCCAAUUGUGCGGCCGGACUCAUUUCAAAAAACAUUACCGGCGUGGCGAUUGUGCUAGAAGAGAAAAUGGUACACGAGUGCAAGUGCCCACCACAGUUGUGUGUGGAGCACACGCUGGAGUAUGGGCAACGAUUGCGCUCGGUGUUCGUUCUGCUGAGCGAAUACCGAAGGGUUUUUUCGAAGUCUUUGUCAGACUUUUCUUACGGUGUUCCACUCAAAAGUCAGCUUUUCCAAGUCGCACUCCAUGAUUUGCUUUACAGGAAGGUGAUGACGUUACGUUCCAAAAUGAGCCAAAUGUUCAACAAACGCAUCAGUGUAGUUAUUGAGUGGGAUCAGUUUCUAAAUGCCCUAAAGGCAAUCGGCAUCGAUUUAGCCCUCAAGGAUUUCCUGUCGCUCCUGAACGGGAUAUCCACAUUCUACCUUCCACGUCUCCAGAAAGUGGUAGGGGUGCUUAAGCGCACACCCGACGUCAUCUUGAGCGGUAUCUCCAACGACGUAUCAACCUCUACCGCUCACCCAAGGAGUAGCCUGUUCGAAGUCUUCUGCCAGUGUGUGUCGUCAAUUCACGUCAACUUUCUCAGCUUUAAAGAACUCAAGGCAGGACAGACAAUACCAGAACCCAGGGUCGUGGACGGCUUGCUCGUCGACACGUUAGUGUGCGUGAAGUCAGACGCGUUGUUGAGCCUUUCGGAGACCAUAAAGAAAAGCCAGCUCCAAUUGCAAGGGCAGUCGCUUACUUGCGUUUCGGUUGCCGAACUGGAUGCAUUGAAUUUACUAAAUGAUGUGCAGGUGUGCGCGCUCACGGCGAAUCUCGGGGCGUGGUGCGCGAGCUACUUCUCUGUCGAGGAGCAUUAUGUUCCUCUUCGCAGGGAUGCUUUUACAUUGCGAGAGGAUGAGUUCGAAGGCUGCAGCGAUACGUGCGUAGCGCACGAACCGAUCCCGGAGCUAAACUACGGCGAGAUGGUGGCGAACGAGCGAAGCUCCGAGAUACAACUGUUCAACCUGAGGCGUGUCGUUAACACUGUGUACGAUUCACAGGGUGAUCAUGUGAAUCUCAAAAUUGGUACGAGUAACAUUAUCCAAGCGAUUCGCUCGCUUUCCGCGGCGUUCAGGGGGAAGCGUAUUAUGAAACACGACCUCUUACGCGUGCUUGUGGUGAAUCUGCAUCGUUUGCGGGAACUCUAUUCUAACGCGGUUGACAGGAAAACGGAUAUGCUUCUAAGUGAAGACAAAUCAGAGCUGGUGUUAAAAAAUUUUUGCGAGUAUGAGGAGAGUGAAGAAGACAUUUUGUUCUUCCUGCGUGAUGGCACAGAGCCUCAUCCAGGGCCCCAGUCCAUUCCCUCGUCUAUAUAUUAUAAGUACAUGUCCAUCUCACUCGGUAAAGUUCCAUUCGGCGAUAGGGACCUCGAGUACAGGUGCCCUGACUCCUACAAUCGAAAUAUCGUGAACUCUCCUUACUCUACAACGCGGCCGGCAGAUGUAUUCUCCGCGUCUGCCAUCUCCUCGCCUGUAAAAUACCAUGAUGACAACAUCAACCGAGGUGGUAAGCCUGUUCCCAACGAUGAUAGGAAUCGUGGUCAGGGGUCACGCAACGCCCAAUCACAACUCUACACGGAGAACAAGUACAACUUUCCCACGAUUUGCCACGUUGCGCUGAACUAUCUUCUGCCGCGCGAGGCUCUUUUAGCGAGCAAAGCCUGGCGGACAGGGUUCGUUUUUGGCUUGGAGAAUGUAGGGAAGUCUUUGAUCAUCAAUAGCCUUAGCGGAUUAGUGCUGCCAACCGUCGCGACGAUAGGUCUUUCGCAGCACGUCGUAUCAUUCAAGGAGUGGGUCUUCUCGCUACAUGAGCUCGGUGGCCGCGAGAGCUUCCGAGAAAACUGGAUGUACUACCGCAAGAAUAUGAAGGAGGUGAACUUCUUGUUUUUCGUGAUGGAUUGCAUGAAUUCACACACCUUCGGUGACGCCUACCGGUACCUGAAAAGCGUGACGGAUUACUACAACAAGAUACCUCUGGUGAUUAUUUUCAACAACUUUCAAGACCUCCCGCGCCGGUUAACCAACUCGGAGCUGAAUAUGCGCAUCAACCUUAAUGAAAUAUCUAUGGCCAAUCCGAAUCGCACGAUUAUCACGGCAAACUGUAACAUUACGGUGGUUCAUUCGUCCUUUCGUACGAUACCGAUGUCGCUUCAGACUGCGUUGAAGGAGUUAUCGGAUGUGCUUUUGGCAUCCUGCCCCGAGCACCUUAAGCCCUCCAUCCCAAAGGUUCCUCCGGAAGGGCAAGCCUCCUUUUCCAGCCCUGAUUACCUUGUGGAUGGCUACGGUAUGGUUCUCGACUUUGCCGGGAACGUCCUGCGGACAAGAUAG